CAUAAUGCAUACAGGUUAGGGACCUCUUCUCUCUUUUGAAAGGGACUUGGCGUUUGUCAUUUGGUCACCGACGGUGAAAGGAUGACAGAUGUCACUUUUGAUUGAAUUUAGUACCGCAUACCGCCGGACAAAUGGAGUGUUUUGCGUGUUGUACAUACACAUUGAACAACACUGCUCAGUCACUCAUGGCUUACACUUCUUUGAGGCACCAAUUGUUCAACACAAUUUAAUUCAAACCUAUGAAAACAUUCUCUCUCUCAUCACCAUCAUCUCAACUUCAUCCCCCGUUCCCCGUUUCCGGAUUUCCCAACUACUCACAGGCUUUCGCCAACAAGAACACUCUUUCUGUCUCGUUUACGUUAAAGGUCAAUCACCUUUUCAGUCUUUACACAAAUUCAAAUCUUUUCGACUUCUUUUUCUCUUUCCCCCCAUAUAUUUUCAAUCAUGUUCCGCUCCGCUUCUGCAUUAAUUGCCAUUGUUUUGGCUGCAACAACAGCUGUUCAAGCACAAGAUAAGCCCACUUUCUCCGUCACAAACUUGCCCGAUAAAUGGGAAAGUGGUCAAACAGGUACAAAUUCUUGUGCUAAAUAUAAGCCAUCCUCUCAAACAAGUCCUUGUCAAAACGUUUUCAUCAACUCCGUUCAAGAUUUCUGUCUUUGGGGUCCACCAGGCGGUCAUGAAACAAUCGGUGACGAUGAAGCAUUGGUCGUCUCAUACUGCACAAAGACCGGUUACGGUACACGUUUGAUCCCUGACGGCACUUUGAAGGGUGCUCAUUUCAUCAAAACAAACGACUUCGUUCAAGUUACUGGAUAUGGUGACUUCACCUCUAUUCACAUCAAGAAGAAGGAUGAAGGUGGUGAAUUAGACCCUCACGGAGCUGAUGGCCGUGGUAACCCACACGGUGGUUUGGUCUUCUCACGUAACGUGAAAGGCCAAGAAGGUAAAUGGGUCCAACUAAAGGAAUGGUCCAACUUUAUGAGCGCAACUGAAUUCUCAAUUCGUGCUUGCUACGGUGAUAAUGCAACAAACUAUUGCCCUCACACUUUGGAUGAAAUGGGAAGUCAAUUCAACCACCCAGGUAGCUACGCCAAGGGAUCAUUCGACAACUGUGAUGCCAACUCCGGUCACUUCCCAGCCGUCUUCCACGGAUCUACUUUCCACCAAGGUGACAAGAACACACCAAGUGGACACAAACCAGGUGCUUCUUCCAACUGCAAGCCAGUCCAAACUGUUAAGAACGGACCAGCCAAGCAAACGCCUUACCGUCGAUCAGAGCCAAUGAGAGCUGAAUUUGAGGAUGCAGAAUAAAUGAAUAAAGAUUGCUCUGCUUUUCUUUAUGGACGAUUACAACAUUUAUUCUUAUCAUAAUCAUCAUCUUAUUUGAACUUUGCAUUUGAAAAACCUACUUUAGCACACCCCACGUAUUCACUUCUUUCAUUUGAUCCCUGGGAACAUUUGUCCUUUUAUUGACAAUAUAUUUUUAUCAACC
Meira miltonrushii is the source of this 1492-nucleotide messenger RNA. RefSeq lists its product as uncharacterized. The transcript has a single exon. NCBI's taxonomy places the organism in Eukaryota, Fungi, Basidiomycota, Exobasidiomycetes, Exobasidiales, Brachybasidiaceae. The record is from RefSeq and is a predicted model, not a curated record. Bases 445 to 1311 code for a protein of 288 amino acids.